UGCGGGUCUCUGGGCGGGGGUCUGUAGCUGCAGGCUCCGAGUCUGCAGCUUCAUACUACUCGAGCUCAGUGUGGGCACCCUUUUUUACAGUCUAUGGUGGGCACUGACAGCAUGGCAGGAGAAAGCGAGAGCAAGUUGGACAAUCAAGCCGAGAAUGAUGUUCUCAGGCAACCGUUCCUCAUCGGGGUAGCCGGCGGCACUGCCAGCGGCAAGUCAUCAGUUUGUGAGAAGAUCAUGGAGCUGCUUGGCCAAAAUAAGAUCGACCAUCAUCAGAGGCAGGUGGUCAUCCUUAGUCAGGACAGUUUCUACAGGGUACUAACCUCUGAACAGAAGUCCAAGGCUCUUAAAGGACAAUUCAACUUUGACCACCCAGAUGCCUUUGAUAAUGAGCUGAUAGUCAAGACCCUGUGCGAUAUCAUGGAGGGAAAAACUGUCCAAAUUCCAGUCUAUGAUUUUGUUACCCAUUCAAGAAAGGAGGAGACGGUGACGGUAUAUCCAGCAGAUGUGGUUUUAUUUGAAGGAAUCCUUAUGUUUAACUCGCAAGAAAUCCGAGAUCUGUUUCAGAUGAAGCUGUUUGUGGACACGGAUGCGGAUACGCGGCUGUCACGCAGAGUCCUGAGAGACAUCAGUGAGAGAGGUCGUGACCUUGAACAAGUGCUGAGCCAAUACAUAACAUUUGUCAAGCCUGCCUUUGAAGAGUUUUGUCUGCCAACGAAAAAGUAUGCUGAUGUGAUCAUUCCAAGGGGAGCUGAUAAUCUGGUCGCCAUAAAUUUGAUAGUGCAGCACAUUCAGGAUAUUCUGAAUGGUGGCCUAACCAAACGCUUGAACGGUUGCCUCAAUGGUAACAGCACGCCUCGUAAACGGCAUCCCUCAGAGUCUAGCAGCAGGCCGCACUGACCGGACCUCUUGCAGGAAGUUGUACAAAGAAUGUAGAAGGAUGCAAAGGGAGCGGAUGGACGAAUCGAACGAUUGGUCGUAAAAUGUGUUAAUUUGCCAACACUGUAUUUAAGACAAAGAAUUUCAAAGAUUGCCUUUUUUCAUACUGCUUCCUAAUUUUUGGCUACGCUUGUUGUUUAAGGAGUUCUGGGAUAGUUAAAGGUCAAAAUGCAUUUUCUUCAAUAUUUAUUUCAGUAUUUUUAUUAUUAUUAUUUUUUUUUUUUGAGAAUUAAUUGUUGAAUAAAUGGGGAGAGGGAGGGUAUAAAUAUUUGAAAAAUAUAUGACUUAAAAAUAAAGCAAUUGAGUUUCACUUAUAUUAUUUUUUAAUAUUAUUGUUAAUGUUAUUUUAUCUCUCUUACCGCUUUUUUUGCAGCUUACGUUUUAUCAGCAACCUUUCAUUUUGUCAUCAAUAGUUUUCAGAUGCCAAAGACAAUGGUGUUUUGAAACCCUUUCUGUUUUCUCUCUUACUUGACAGUCAUGUUGUUACCAAGUGUUUUUUAUUUUAUUUUUUUAUACAAUGUCGCUUUGAAAUCAGUGUUUUUGUCAGAACGAUAGCUGUUAAUUCCUCCAUUUCACUUAAACAAUUUAGACAAUGUUGCUAAUUCACAACAGGCCUCUCAGGGUAUAUUUAUUAUAACAGGACUUAACAGGAAAGAGACAAGACGGUAUUUGUUAAUUUAACUGGACCUAUUGGCUCAAAUAGUGUUAUAUUGACUGAAUUUACACCUAAAAGUUAAUUUGGUGAUGAGUUAAAACCAUUCAUAGAUCUUGCUAACUAUUGAAUUACAGAAGUACUGUUGAGUGGCACGGAGGACAGCCCAACUCAAUUCUGGCUUCCUGUAAAAAUAAGUGCCAGUCACUGGUUAGGUGUUGACAUGUAGUUAAAAAAACAAAGCAUAGUGGAUAAUUGAGCAGAUUUGCAUUGGAGUGUUGAUAUAAACCAUGAGUUAGUUAUCAAGGGAAUUAUGUUCAUAUACUAUGCACUGUACCCUUAACUUUAAUGCAAUUUUACAUUCAGUUUACGACACUCAUGUAUUAGAUUUCUUAAGGGGCAUCUGACAAAAAGGCAGUUGGGUGUUUAGGCUACUUGAAAAAUUUUUUUUUUAAACUUUCUAAUUUAUUAGUCUAAUGUUUUUCAUGCGUUGUGACUUUAUGGAUGCCCAUGCAGGUUACCCACUAAAUAUACACCAAGAUGCCAUUGAUUAUUUGACAAUUGAUUAAUUUAGUAUUCUUCAACUUUUCCUAUUUCAGGUGCUUUGAUAAACAUACACAGUGCUAAUUUUGCUUUGUAGCUCAAUAUUUUGUUACCGUUUUUUACCUGUAUUGUGAAGGUACAGAUAAAUCAUUUUAUUCCACUCUGCUAAAAUCAUUCAGGGAUUUGGGUUGUAAAAUACCCAACAAUCGACCCAGGGUUUUCAUCCAAACAAGAAACCUGACCUUGACUGUACAUUGAUUCCAUAUCGCUUACCUUUGAUCUAGAAAUCUUUAUCAUUGUGUAACACACACACACAUACGGUUAAUCAUUUGUAUAAUACUUCUGUUACUAAAUUUAAAUGUUUUGUACUUCUUGCUUUCUUCUGCAUUGCUGCUAUGAUACAUGGUGACUCACUGCUAUCCAAUGUAAAAAAAAUAUAAUUCGAUGUUAAUAUCUUUUUAUUUAGCCCAUGUUUUGCUUUGAUAUGUGAGAAACCUCAUUGAAAUAUGAGAUUAUUGUAUUUAAUCAUAAAUAAUUCACAGUCUUUUUUGUGACUUGUGAAAGAAAAUGUUACCCCUCUUUGGCCACAGCCAUAUAAAUCAGUAUUUUCUAAUGUUUAAAACCAUUACAGCAGAUUUGGUGCCAUUGUAAGCUUUUGUAUAUUGAAAAUAUAAACUUUAUUAUCAUGCUGAA
Misgurnus anguillicaudatus (oriental weatherfish) is the source of this 2824-nucleotide messenger RNA. It is a transcript of the gene uck2a, whose product is annotated as uridine-cytidine kinase 2a. Gene Ontology annotation, molecular function: ATP binding; kinase activity. The record is from RefSeq and is a predicted model, not a curated record. Lineage: Eukaryota; Metazoa; Chordata; Actinopteri; Cypriniformes; Cobitidae.